Messenger RNA from Westerdykella ornata, 1814 nucleotides. Its product is annotated as N-terminal nucleophile aminohydrolase. The coding region runs from base 296 to 1372 and encodes 358 amino acids. The record is from RefSeq and is a predicted model, not a curated record. The transcript is spliced from 3 exons. NCBI's taxonomy places the organism in Eukaryota, Fungi, Ascomycota, Dothideomycetes, Pleosporales, Sporormiaceae.
AUUGACCACCUGGGCAGUGCUCCUUAUCCUCGUGACCGCCGCCAUAAACCUCGUCACCAGAAGUUCUCACCGAGAAGUCAUCAGCUGCUCCUCCCCUCUCUGGAGCUGUCGAGUCACCUGCGGCGGUCCCUGAGCUGUCAUUCCGCUGCAGAUUCAUUCCUGCUGAUUGACCAAGAACCGGCCUUACCUAGGUGCUCUCACUACUCCAUUACGUUGACUUCUCAAUACUCCUGUUCCAGUGAGAAAAUAAUACAACCUAUAUUAUCUUCAUCAUUCCACUUGCUCCACCAUCGAAAUGUGUAGAUGGUUCGCCUAUAUAUCUCCCGAAGAGCCAUGUCUUCUGUCAGAUGUGCUCAUCAACCCUGCAAAUGCCAUUAGUAAACAAUGCUCCGAGCACUACCUGCCGCGUCUCCUUCCCCACAACCACGAGAAGGACCUUGACGAUAGCAAUGACGACUUAAUCCGAAUGCGCAACUCCCUCCUCAAUAUGGACGGAAUGGGAAUGGCUUGGUACAGCGACACCGCAGCCUCUUAUAUCAAGCAGAUUGAGGGCCCUCGACCAGCCCUGUAUAAGACACAAUCUCCUCCUAUUAACGACUUCAACUUCCGGUCUCUAUGCGACAAUACGGAGACCAAGUGUGUGUUUGCCCACAUUCGAGCGACCAGCGGCAGUGUCGUCACAGCAGUGAAUAACCACCCAUUUGUCUUUGGCCGACAUACCUUUAUGCACAAUGGUGUCGUCAGCGACUUCCAAACCAUUCGACGCGAUAUGUCAGAGAUGAUGUCCUUCGAUGCGUACUGCAACAUAUGGGGCACCACUGAUUCGGAGCACGUAGCCGCACUGUACAUGACCAACCUCACAAAUGGUGGAGGGAAAGACACAUGGCAAAUGAGCUAUCCAUUGCAAGACAUGCUCUCCGCGAUGAAGAAAACAGUCAUCCAAAUCAUAGAGCUGCAAGAGCGAAAACUCGGUUCAAAGCGCACACCAAACUCCUUCAACUUCUGCACUACAGACGGCAAAAAGAUGGUAGCUAUCCGAUUUCGGAACCAUGUCACACAGCAGCCCCCUUCGCUAUAUUGGUCCGAGUUUGCAGGUCGCACCCUCAAUACCAAGUAUCCGGGCAAUCCCGAUUCACCCGAUAUUGCGAAUGAGGCUGCGACGUUAACGGAGGAGGCAAGGAUCGGGAAGCACACGAUCAUUGCUAGUGAACCAACCACAUACGACGAGAAGGAGUGGCAGUUGAUUGGUGCCAAUUGUGCUCUCACUGUUGAUGAGAAGGGAAUUGAGACUGAGACCAAGUUUGACUAUGAUCCUAAGUGGAAUGCAAGAGAUCCGGCUUUUGAUAAGGAAGUGAAGGUUUUGGAACACUGAACGUAAAAAGGGUCGAAAAUGUGACUGACGGUGAAAUCCUGAACUAUAUCACCUCUCCUCAUUAGCUUGGAGAUUAACUAUACCGUGACUGGAUCCCUCAUCAGCGGACUGAACGUCUUCAUCGUCUCCUCACUCAACAACAUUCGGGAUGACGCUCUGGGUAUUACUUGGGACUGCUGGCUUCUACUUCCGGGUAUUAGGUUGAUGUAAUGGUUGGGAAUAGAGCAGGGUUUGCGUGUCAGUCAACAACAAAUGAGCCGUCCUCGAAUGAUUACCAUAAUGACCAUAACGACCACAAUUAUACACCUAUCUUGAGUCAACCGUGGCGAGGUCACGUCGAUUGCCCUGUGGGAAAGCGACUUGUUCACCGAGACCGAGUGAGGAGAAAUUCAGACGUAGAAUUGAGUUGAACUCAUUAUGUGAAAAACGCUCGAAUAUAAGC